Messenger RNA from Colletotrichum siamense, 1419 nucleotides. RefSeq lists its product as uncharacterized. The coding region runs from base 1 to 1419 and encodes 472 amino acids. The transcript has 3 exons. Lineage: Eukaryota; Fungi; Ascomycota; Sordariomycetes; Glomerellales; Glomerellaceae. The record is from RefSeq and is a predicted model, not a curated record.
AUGUCUUCUGCUGCCCCGCCUCCGCUUUGUCUGCACUGCGGCAAGGUACCCCUCACUUACGAUGAUCUUCGCUCAGUCAUCUCCUCCGAGGGCGCCAUCCCCUUCUUCCUGCUCGGCUCAUGGUCCCAUAUCAGCACAAGCCCCUGUCCUCUCUGCCAACUCGUGGCACAUGCCAUCUUCGAGGCUCACCGGCUCUCGCCCGGCUCCUUUCCGCAAGGAGACGACGAGACGUUUGCCCUCGUCUGGAAAGAUGACGCGGAGCCUGGGCAUCGCGGCGCAUACAGCAUCAAUGACUCAACGAACACCGCCACGGGACAAUUCGUCUGUUUCGUGUCCGAGUCGCCCGAAACUACACAAGUUGCGAGUGACGCUCACUUUCUGUUGCCGACGAUCAAGUCCAAGGUUGAGAUUUCGAGGAUCCUGCAAUGGAUCGAGACGUGUACUACAACGCAUCCCAUCACCAGAUGCAGAGCCCACAACUAUCAAGGCUUCAAGUCAACGUUCCCUAGACUUCAGGUGCUCCGCCUUAUUGAUCUCGAGAAUGACAGCUUGAUUGAGGUGUCAGAUAUCCGCCCAUACAAGUAUGUUGCGCUCAGCUAUGUUUGGGGCGGAGUCUCCAGCUUCAGACUCACCAAGUCAACUCUGGGACGACUGCGGCAACCUGGCUCGGUCUCCCAAAUACGCGACAGACUGUCGCUUACGAUACUGAAUACCAUGAAGCUAGUGAAGCUCCUCGGGCUGCGCUAUGUUUGGGUCGACCUUCUUUGUCUCGUACAGGACGACCCAGAAGACCUAAGAAGGGGCACAGCUGUAAUGGACAACGUCUUUGAACGGUCGUGGCUUACGGUCAUUGCGGCCUGCGGUAAUCAUGCGAAUUAUGGUUUGCCAGCGGUGACGGGAACGCGGGCCCCGCAACACGCCAUGCGAAUUACAGACAAGACGCGCCUCGGGCUGUACACGCCCCUCGACUGGGCGCUUGCGGCAACGGUCUACCAGACUAGAGGAUGGACGUUCCAAGAACAAGCUCUAUGUCAAAGAGCGCUCUGCUUCGUCGACAACAAAGUCUUCUUUCGCUGUGGGAGCGACGGGUUCAGCGAGGCAUGCUUAGACCAGCCAGUCGCCAGGAAGAGACACGAGUGGGAGGAGCCAUGGUCCCCACCCCAAGCGUUCCGGCUCAAGGACCCAGUGCGCGACUGGGAAGAUAUCGUCAGUCGCUACUCUGGCCGCGCUCUCACGGAUCAGAGAGAUGUCCUGCGAGCCGUCGAGGGGAUCAUGCGCCGCGCAACAGAGAAGGGGAACAUCCGGUUCAUCGAAGGCGCCGGCAAGGGUUUCCCAGCUGGUCGUGGUCGGGCUGGGUGGGAGCUAGUCGCGUUCAUCCGAGCCAAGGACAUGUCUUCGACCAACUUCAUCACUGGCUGA